This is a messenger RNA of Mycetomoellerius zeteki, 1061 nucleotides long. RefSeq lists its product as uncharacterized. The coding region runs from base 156 to 1022 and encodes 288 amino acids. The transcript has 2 exons. The record is from RefSeq and is a predicted model, not a curated record. NCBI's taxonomy places the organism in Eukaryota, Metazoa, Arthropoda, Insecta, Hymenoptera, Formicidae.
AGAUUUGCCAUUUCUAACAUCAAUUCGCAGUAAAAUUCGCACCAUGUCACCAUUUGGAUAACCCGGUCAAAAUUUAUUACGUUUACAAACAAUUUACCAUCAUGUUAUACAAUAAGUUCCAUUAUUCACAUACAUAACAUAACAAAACAGCAAGAAUGAUUGCGGCAACUUAUAACUGUGGCUGUCCAGCAAAACCGCUAGUAAGCGCAGCGAUCUCUACAUCGAAAGAAAGCAUGAACAAGCAGUUUCAGAGCAGAAGCAAAUCAAAGAUGAAGAACCUUGAGAUGCCCAACACGGAACAAACCCCAACUGAUAUAGUCGUAUCUGAGAUCGUUAAAAAGGAGCAGCCGCACAAGGAGAUCGAAGCUAUCAUCAAUGACAAUCGCGUCAUCAUCAGGAUGCACAAGGAGACGAUCAGAGAGGAGUACGAUCCCCCGUGCGAAUGCAUUGAUCAAGUAGUUUCAAAAGAGUCGGCAUUGAGUCAAGGAAAGUGCGAUGACGGCUUUGUAUUCGAUAUGGCUCAUGGAAAUUUGGAACUCUGUCAUACUCCUCGAGAGGAUGCGUCCGUGCCAUCGACAAAGAAAACCUGCGAGGAGACGGGAUGUCGCACAGUCACGUUGUAUCCAAAUAUAAAAGGCGAUAUCAGGAGUGCUCCUUAUCGCAUAGAUGGCAGGGAAGUUAGAAGGUCAAAGAUGGUAAGACCAAUCGAUCUUGAAGAAAAUCCAAAUAUAUUCCUGUUGAGAAUUAGGAAGCACUGUGAUAGUGGCGAUAAAAGACAGACAAUCGAUCUUGAGUUCCGAGCACCGCGUCCAUGGCUACCAAGAGAGAAGAAGGAUCUUCUUAAACCUGAGAUAUUAGAGGAACAUGAAGAUAUUGACAAGGAACAUAAAGAUGACAUUGACAAGGAAUAUGAAAGUCAUAUCGACAAAGAACAUAAAGAUGACGAGGAUCAUAAAGAUGAGGAGGAGCAUAAAGAUGACAUUAACGAAACGAUUUAUGCUCACGAGGAGAAUAACGAAUAAAAAAUAUAAAUUUCACAAUAAAAUGCCGAAAUACUUUUA